Osmia bicornis bicornis is the source of this 5177-nucleotide messenger RNA. Its product is annotated as zinc finger protein 436-like. The transcript has 5 exons. Bases 274 to 2685 code for a protein of 803 amino acids. The record is from RefSeq and is a predicted model, not a curated record. NCBI's taxonomy places the organism in Eukaryota, Metazoa, Arthropoda, Insecta, Hymenoptera, Megachilidae. Gene Ontology annotation, biological process: regulation of transcription by RNA polymerase II. Gene Ontology annotation, molecular function: DNA-binding transcription factor activity, RNA polymerase II-specific; RNA polymerase II cis-regulatory region sequence-specific DNA binding; zinc ion binding. Gene Ontology annotation, cellular component: nucleus.
UAAAAGAAAAUGAUUUUCGCUAUGUUCGAAUCCGUUGCGUGUAAAAGAAGUGGGUUCAAGCACAACGUGAUCGAUACGUAACCGUUCUAUCGAGUGUAUCCGAAGUUAGCCGAUGAUAGCCGAGACCGGUCGAACACCGACGGAAUUAGCCGAAGCGCAGUGAGCAAACGACGCGUACCGAAGAACGCGGGGUUCUUCUCCGGCUUGGAUUGAAACAGCGUUCGCGUCUACGGGCGCGGUUUUGCGUCUCGAGCUGGCGUUUUACAUGGUAAAAUGUCCUCCCUCGAUUAUCUGGACCUGUGUCGGCUGUGUCUCGUGAAGGACCGUGUUUCGGUACCGAUUUUCGAGGGUGAAGGAGACGUACGGCAAAUAUUUCUCAAAAUCGCCGCCUGUCUACCGGUCAAGGUUACAAGAGAAGACAAGUUACCCAAAAAGAUAUGUGAUGACUGUGUGUAUAAAGUAGAGCUAUUUUAUCAAUUUUGGAAUACAACAGCGAACGCAGAAAAGCAGCUUCUACAAUGGCUAGGAGAAGUCAAUAUAGAAGACAAACAGGGUUAUGUUACCAAUGUUCUCAAUCCGAAUGUAAUGAAACAAGAACAAAGACCAGAGAACAGGUUAGAUGGCAAUGUGAUGCAGCAAGUUGGCGAGCAUCAAAACAAUAUGGGUAUGGGUAUGAUGGAUAACAUGGGCCUGGGUAUUCCUAUGAUGAUAUCCAAUGCUAAUCAGCAACAACAAAUAACCUCAGUUCCUAUGGACACAAGCGGUAAUUCUGUACAACCCGUUCAGGCAGUGCCUGGUCCAAGUUCACAAACCACACAUAACCAAAUAUCACAGAAUCAGUCGAGCUCUACGCAGCAAGAAGACGAAGAAGAAAGUAGCGAAGAUGAAGAGAACUCUGACGACGAAUGUGAUGGAGAUGAAGGCCUACCUGUAAAAGAAGAAAGCGAAGAAGAUCCCAAUAAUAGAACUAUAGAGCCUACCACUUUUGUAAAUGUUUCCUUGGCGUGUGACGAAGCAGGCCCUUCAGGGCUACAGCAGAAAAUCUCAGACAUACCUGAGAUGCCAAUGCCACAGACUGCAGAUGGGGAUCCCAAAACUGGGUACGAGCUCGAUAGCUUCAACUCCCGUGGUAUCUUCAUUUACGACAAGGAGUCGGUCGUGAUGAAGAAGUGGCAGAUCCUGGAGUUCGACGGGAAACCGUACUACGCUUUUGUACCUGAAGGUGAUACACCGUUGUCCGAGGAUGAUAUACCUGAACAGAUAGACGAGACAGGAAACGCGGACGAGGAUAAGAGCAUCGUCAAGGUCGAAUGCCUCUACGACGAGGACUUGCAGUACGAUUCCUUGGAUGAGAAACUCUACGAAGAGAAGCAAUUGUUGAACUGUAGUACCGAGCAAAGGGACGACGAAGAGGAUGACGUCAAACCCAUCAUCCUCAACGGGACCAUCGAUUCCGAGAACGAUAAGGAAAUCGGAGAUUUGUACCAAGUGAAGGUCCAUGGAAGCAUGGUGACCAUAGAGAAACUGAUGUCUAACGAGGUGGACGGAAAGUCCAUUGAAUACCAACAGGAAGAACCAGAGCAAGAGCAAGAAGAACAGGAUGAGCAAGAAGUAUACAACGAUCAGGAACAGUUGGAACAGAUCGAUCAGGUGGACCAGGAUGCAGAAGAGCAAGUAGAGUAUCUAGAAGAGGAGAUCCUCGAAUCAGUGAACAACCAUACGUCUCCCAUGAAAACUCGCAGAAAGUCGUCCAAGACCUCGGCUGGUGCUUUGAAAUGCAAGGUCUGUUCGGAGAUGUUCAGUUCCGCCAUAUCCUUCAGGAAACACGUGGCUUGGACUCACAAGAAGAAAGUAUGCAUCCAGGAGGACGGUGCAUACAUCUGCGCCGUCUGCGACUACAGGACCCUGAAGAAGAGUCUCUUCGCCGCACAUUUGGAAAGGAAACACGAGACCUGGUCGAGGAAGCGACCCAACAACAUGCUCUUCCCUUGCGCCGCCUGCGGAUUCGUCUGUCGGUCCAAGCACUCGUUGCAGUCGCACUUCAUCAGGAAGCACACCGACAGAUACGAGCAUCAGUGUAAGUUCUGUCCUAAGAAGUUCAAGGUGAAGGGCGACCUGACGAACCACGUGCGAUUCCAUCAUAAAGAAAAGCCGAUCAACUGCGACGUCUGCGGUAAACUUUGCCAGAACAGUGGCUCCCUCUACGUCCACCAGAAAUGGGCGCACUACAAACCGAAGUACGAGUGUCACAUAUGCAAACGACGCAUGGUGACCCAAGAGAAUCUUGAUCAGCAUCUGUUAACGCAGCACGAAAAGAGGGAGAAGAUCGUGUGCGCUGAAUGUGGCAAGACGUUCACUAAGAAGGAUUCGUUCAAAAGGCACAUGGCGGUUCACACAGGGUGCAAGCCACAUUCCUGUCUCAUCUGCAACAAACCGUUCGCCAGGAGGUCCCAGCUGCGUCAGCAUCUGCUCAUCCACACGGGCAAGAGACCUUUCGUUUGCGACAUUUGCGGGAAAGCGUUCACGCAGAAACCUGGAUUGAUAUGUCACAGAAAGACUCAUCCCGGUCCCCAUCCUCCGUUACCCGUCAUGCCGAUCGCGGACAUCGUCAAGGAGUUCACCGAGGGAUACGUUCAAGAGAUAAACGCACGGGAGAACGAGGAGAGGAUCGAAGAGGAGGCGUAGAAUCGUUUGACAGUGUCGGUAUUUCGAAACUGAAACAGAUGAUUACUUAAUUUGUGAAAACUGGGGACUAACGGGUUUCCAUUUGCAUAUCGUUCGGAAUGACGGUGGGAAAAUUUCCGUGAGAGUGGCGGGGCGUAAUGUUUGAUCGCGGAGAUUUGUGCUUCCUGAGACGAGCUGGUUCGUUGAAGAAUUUAUUGGAAAUUGAGAAAAUAGUUUUGGGAUUUAGUGUAAUUUGAAUUCAAAUCGAAUAGGGUUGUUUAGAAAUAUGCACGUUUAACAAUUAUUUUGCUUUUUAAAUGAUACUUUUUAAUUAAUUAAGAAAAUAUUUCAGUUUAUUUAUGGACAUUUGUAUGAUUAUAUAAAUAAUAAAAAGUGAUGUACACUCGCGAUCAAAUAAGGCUUCCUUGGAGAAAAUGGCAAUGCCCCUCGCCCUCCUCUUCAUCCAAAGGGUUCCCGACUCCCUCCAUAGGUUUCCCCAUGCACCGAAAUUUCUGGCCCACAUUGCAGGCUUUCCCCUUCCCCGAAAAUUUAAAUCAACGUUUACUUUAUUAUUCGAACUCUUCAAUUAUAUAUAAUAAAUUUUAUGAUAUUUAAUAAUUAGAAAUCAUGUUAUUUUUUUUUUCUAAAUCACUUUGAAUAUUAAUACAGUCAAAAUUAGGAUUGUUGAGAAUUCCUGAUUCUCUGAUAUCGCCAUAUUCCCUGGGAAAGGAAGCUGAUUCGAUUGCGAGAGUACACAUUAAUAUUAAUAUUGUUUAUUUGACAGAAAAGGUAUUCUUCAACAACGAGUCAGAAUAAUAUUUUCCCACCCGUAUUGUUUAUCCAAAAUCAGCUUGAAAUGAAUGAGCAACAAUAAAUAAAAAUAUAAGACAAAUAGAAUGAUGAGAAAUAAUUUGUAAUUGAAAGAUCGAAGGCGUAAUCGCGAACGAUACUUAUUUUUAGACGUCUCGCGUAUUAUUGUAAGUAUACAGUUGUAAGAUGUAUAAUAUGGUAAGAAAGAAUUUGUAAAUUGAUAAUUUACGAAAGAACAAAGAGAGCAUAGGAUUGAAUGUUUGAAUUUCCCUUUUGAUUUGAGAAAAAAAAGAAAAAAUAAUAUUAGAAGUCAAUUUGUAACAAUAUUAUUGUUGAUGAAAACUAUAAUUGAUAUUACACUAUGUAUAUAAAAAUGUUCUCCGUUGAAUACUGUAAAGAUGACAGUUAAACAAUAUGAAAUUCUUUAAUAUGUUGAAUUAACAAUUAAUAAAUCAAUCGUGUAUCAUAUGGAAACUUUAGUUUCUCAACAGUAUUUUGAUAAUAACGAGCUCGUAUAAAAUUAAUUGCUCCAGAAAUGAACAAUUGCUCACCCUUAUAUUAAACUUGUCAUAACGCUAAAUUAACUAUAUUUAUUUCGGUAUAAAGUUGUUACCCAUUCCGAAUGAACGAUCAUUUCCAUCUUUAACCCUUAAAUGGCGUUAAUCGGGUCGUUUAUGACCCAAAUGCAAUUAUAGAUUAAUACUUGACACUCGAAAAAUAUUGAAAAAAUAAUAUCUAACGAAAUGGUAUAAGAUUUUGACAGUGGAUUCAAAAUUAAGUUCACAAAAACUUGAAAUUGUAAAUGAUAUUUUCGAUUAGGAAAGUCUGCCAUUUGAGAAUUAACACUUUAAUGGCUGCUGUCAUGUUUUUAUUAUUUUAAACAUUAUACCCUACGGUAUUAGGUGUACAAGUUAAUUUCGUAGUUUUAGUUUUACACUUUCUUAAUUACUAUUUUAAAUUUGAAUAUUUUCCCGCGUUUUUGCGUAUUUGAAAAGUGGCGCGAAAUAUAAUAACAAUAACGAUUACUUGAAUAUUGGAGUUACCAUGGCUUUAUAAAAAUAAAUUAACAAUUUUGAAAUACAUAUUAAAUGAAGCUUUUGGAUUUAAUUUUAUCAACAAUCAAAGGAACGUAAAAUUACAAAAUUUAUAGAUUCAGUCGAAUAAAUAUUAAACUCUACAAGUAAAAUAUUAUAAAUAAUUAGAAGAACUCAAAAUUACAAAAAUGAUCAAUUUCACAAAAUCCUCAGCCAUCAAAGUGUUAAUAAUAUUUCAACCACAUUGUAUAAAAACAAUUCGUGAAUAUCUUGAUUAAAAAAGCGAGCAUGGAGAACAAUUGCUACCAUCUUGUAUCAUAAAAUUGUUCGAUGAAAUAAUAAUUUAAGUACGAGUUCAUUGAUACGUACACAUUGUGAUAUAUCUCGAUGAUACUUAUUCUCUUUGCGAGCUAGUCCUCCUAAGAAUGACUAUAACAUUAACGUAAGACGAUUCCCUAUAAAAAGAAAAACAGAUAAAUAAUCCCCUUACCUUGUUGCUAGUAAUUUUCGAAGGGACUAGUUGUUAAAUCCUUGAGCGGAGGAAGAAAAGAAAAAGCGCGCCUACGAUCGCUAUUUUUCUAAAAUCGACAAAACCUUAGUCUAAUACUUUCGUAAAGGCACGUACACGCUGUGUAUAGCUUUGAGUUUGAAAUAAAUAUUUUUACUGAG